AUGCUUGGAGAACUUUGCAAGGAGUCUAAAGACAUGCAAGAUUUCAAGGAGGAGGUGAGAUCCAAUAUGCAAAAUCAAGAUGCUGCCAUCAAGAAACUUGAAGUACAGAUUGGAUACCUGUCCAAGCAAGUCCCUAGCCAUAAUCCCUAUAAUGCCACCAAGACAAACUCAAGGGAGGAAUGCAAGGCUAUCACACUCAGGAGUAGGAAGGAACUGAAAGAGACCUCAAGGAAAACUCAAGGGAGGGAAGUAGAUGAAAGCCUAAGUGACAAGGAAGAAGCACAAACACCUGCUUCCAAUUCACCAGAAGAAAAAGAAGUCCUGAGGCCAUAUGUUCCAAAAGCUUCUUACCCUCAGCGAUUAAAGAAGAAUGAAAAGGACAACCAGUUCUCCAGAUUCUUGGAAGUUUUCAAUAGACUCCAAAUUAAUAUCCCUUUUGCAAAAGUAUUAGAACAAAUGCCACUCUAUGCCAAGUUUUUGAAGGAGUUAAUGACCAAGAAGAGGAGCUGGAGAAAUGAUAAAACUGUGGUGUUAACCAAGGAGUGUAGUGCUAUCAUUCAACACAAGCUACCCCAAAAACUGAAGGACCCUAGGAGCUUCCAAAUCCUCUUGGAAGAUUUGUUGGUGAAGGUGGGAGACUUCAUCUUCCCAGCAGACUUUGUGGUGUUGGAUAUGAAAGAAGAAACCAAGGCUUCAAUCAUUCUGGGAAGACCAUUCCUAGCAACAGCUGGAGCUAUCAUCGAUGUCCAAAAAGGGGAACUGGAAUCAUUGGGAGAAUGUAUAAGGUUGGAUGCAGUGGAGGCUUUGGUACAAGAAACUCUUGAAGAAGAAGGACUUGAGGAAGUGCCUGACGAAGAACCUCUAUCAACCAAUGAAGCUGCAUCAAUCCAACUAACUGAAGUACCCAUUCCAAGCACAUCAGAGGAAAAAGGGGAAGGGAAUGAAGCCCCAAAACUUGAACUGAAAGCACUCCCCCCACCCUCAAAUAGCCCAUGGGUGAGCCCUGUCCAAGUGGUCCCCAAGAAAAGAGGCAUCACUGUGGUGUCUAAUGAAAGGAAUGAACUCAUCCCUACAAGAAAUGUCACAGGAUGGAGAAUGUGUAUUGAUUACAGAAAGCUCAAUGAGGCCACUAGAAAUGACUAUUUUCCACUACCCUUCAUGGACCAGAUGCUGGAGAGGCUUGCAGGGCAUGCAUACUACUGCUUCCUGGAUGGCUACUCAGGCUACAACCAGAUUGUAGUUGACCCAAAGGACCAGAAGAAAACAUCUUUCACUUGCCCAUAUGGGGUCUUUGCUUAUAGACGCAUGCCCUUUGGAUGCACUGAAGUAUCUACUUGCCAAACAAGAGUCGAAACCAAGAUUGAUAAGGUGGAUACUACUGCUUCAGGAGUUCAAUAUUGA
This is a messenger RNA of Arachis ipaensis, 1401 nucleotides long. The record is from RefSeq and is a predicted model, not a curated record. NCBI's taxonomy places the organism in Eukaryota, Viridiplantae, Streptophyta, Magnoliopsida, Fabales, Fabaceae.